AUGAAGCUACAUAAUUUUGAUGUACAUGUUUUCACUUUAUCACUCUUUAGAAAUUUUGAAGAGGAGUUUGGAUACUCUAUGGAAACAACUGUUCAGAUGUUAGGCAGUAAUGAAGAAUGCCUACUUUAUCAAGUAACACUAGAAGACAAGCCAUGGUCUGCACAUCAAGUAAACUAUAUACAAGAGAGCCAAACUGUAUGGUGUACUUGCAAAAACUUUGAAGCAUCUGGAUGGUUAUGUUAUCAUUGCAUCAGAAUUCUACAUUUGCAUUCAGUAACAAGAAUACCAGACAAGUAUGUUUCAAAAAGAUGGACUAAGUUUGCAAAAACAGAGGCAUGUGAUAGGUUGAAGAAUCAGGAUCCUAAACAGCAAUAUAUUCCAUGGAGGCAAACAAUGAUGAGGAAAUACUACAAUCUAAUCUUAAAAAGUCAAGAAAAUGAAGAGACAAGAGCAUUUAUGGAAGAAAGCUUCAGAAACAGUCUUAAAAUGGUGGAAGACUUACUUGCUAGUGCUGCUCAGAAAGAAAGUGCAGAAGCUGCUUCUAAUAUUCCUGAUGUGGCAGACAACACUCAAAACAAUACUGACGCUUCUUCAGCAUCGAGUACAAGCACAUGUGUACCAAUAAUUCUUGAUCCUAAAAGGGCUGUAACAAAAGGAAGAAGCAAGAAAGCAAAAGGAGGACUUGAAAAAAGAAAGAGAAAAAGAAAACCAGCACUGCCACCUCCAAAUUCAGAAUUUGGAUCAAAGACACCUAACUUACGACUCUUUUAA
Molecule: messenger RNA, 771 nt
Organism: Chenopodium quinoa (quinoa)
Lineage: Eukaryota; Viridiplantae; Streptophyta; Magnoliopsida; Caryophyllales; Amaranthaceae
Product: protein FAR-RED ELONGATED HYPOCOTYL 3-like
Exons: 1
Coding region: 1-771 (256 amino acids)
Molecular function (GO): zinc ion binding
Source: RefSeq, a predicted model, not a curated record